AUGGAAUUGCCGUGUACAUUCAGGGAUUUGGUUACUGUCGCACGCAGGUUCCGUAUCCUUUAUUUAUGGAUCGACGCACUCUGUAUAGUGCAAGAUUCACCGAAAGAUUGGGAAUACGAGGCACUGCGGAUGCGCUCAGUAUAUGCAAACUCCGCAUGCACCGUCGCAGCAUCUGCAUCCUCAGACGAAACGGAAGGAUUGUUUAGAAGCAGAAAUCCUGAAUCGUUCAAGCCAGGACUCAUCAGGGUGCCAGUGACUCACUCUGAAUCUCAAAUUUGUCAGAUAUUCGAGCGGGAUUACUGGAACCUCAACAUCUCCCGAGGACCUCUGCACAAGAGAGGCUGGGUAUUUCAAGAAAGGCACUUGUCCACGAGUGUCCUUUACUUUGCUAAUGACCAGAUCCUAUGGGAGUGCCGUGAAGGAGCAAAGUGUGAAGGCUUUCCAGAGGGCAUUCCGUAUUAUCUCUCCGACAAAAAUCUGGACUAUCUGUGGCAAUUGCGUGAGAGAGAAAGGGAAACUGGUAAAGAGGCCGACGAGGGAAAUGAAGAAUUCAAGAUGCCUGGUGAGAUCUACGUCCUGUGGCGAGACCUGCUGAAGAGAUUUACGGAUUGCUCGUUCACCAAAGUAGAGGAAAAGCUACCUGCGUUUGCUGGUAUAGCCAAGCUCUUCCAGGAAGUUACAGGAGACGAGUAUAUCGCUGGGCUUUGGAGAUCACGAUUCUUUGAAGGACUCGACUGGCAUGUUGCAGAGCCGAGGCACAAGACGUCACUCAAGUAUCGCGCACCAUCAUGGCCGUGGGCUUCGAUCGAUGGGCCUGUAGAGCCAGAAUUCUCGAGACUAGAUUCGACGUAUCUGUUCGAUAUCAUCGAUGUGAAAGUAACGCCUCGGUGUUCCGAUGCUACAGGCGCAAUCACAGAUGGAUAUCUGAAGAUCAGGGCAUGUCUUUGGAAACCCAUCCUCAUCAACGUUGAACCCCAUGGAUCAUGUAUCUCCUUUGGGCUUCACACUUCAACUCGUUUAGAAGUUCAGAUCGACUGUCUAGACACCGCUCUAGUUGAAGGUGCGAUCAUGUAUUGCUUCGCGUUUAGUUCCUUCCUGUCCGACGGAUAUUUGGAGGAAACUCCUAGUGUGUCCUUCAUCUGUCUUGAGCCGCUCACAGGGCUUGAUGUCCUCAAAUACCGUCGAACAGGAUGGCUCAAGGUCGACGGAAAGGGUCGUCUAGCCUCACUUGGUAUGCAAUCCGAUGAACAUGGUUUGAUGGUACCAGAUCGGGACCGGGGUUUUUCAGACAUUAUCAUUGUCUGA
Alternaria arborescens is the source of this 1305-nucleotide messenger RNA. RefSeq lists its product as hypothetical. Lineage: Eukaryota; Fungi; Ascomycota; Dothideomycetes; Pleosporales; Pleosporaceae. The record is from RefSeq and is a predicted model, not a curated record. Bases 1 to 1305 code for a protein of 434 amino acids. The transcript has a single exon.